This is a messenger RNA of Mizuhopecten yessoensis (Yesso scallop), 2693 nucleotides long. Its product is annotated as protocadherin Fat 4-like. The record is from RefSeq and is a predicted model, not a curated record. Gene Ontology annotation, molecular function: calcium ion binding. Gene Ontology annotation, biological process: homophilic cell-cell adhesion. The coding region runs from base 105 to 2693 and encodes 862 amino acids. NCBI's taxonomy places the organism in Eukaryota, Metazoa, Mollusca, Bivalvia, Pectinida, Pectinidae. The transcript is spliced from 16 exons. Gene Ontology annotation, cellular component: plasma membrane.
UAGAAUGCCGUUUUGUAUUCGUGCUACCUCACAGGUGGCUAUCACGGAAUGUUAGCUGGUUUUGGGUAAUUGUAUAUCUGACGGAGCAGCAGUUUUAACCUAACAUGGACUUCCUAAGGAUGUGGAUGUUAUUGAUACAUGUGAUGUUGGGUUGGAGUCCUUUACCCACAAACGGUGCUGACUGCCCAGCUGGUACGACUAUAGUUGGUGAAACUACUCCUUCUACUAGAUGGCAAUCAGACUUUGGAGCAACAGGUAUGAGCCUGCUGGUAGCAGACGAGGCGGUCACCUGUACCUGUGGGGUGGUUUACGCAUGGGAGUAUUUUUCCAAAAGUGUUAACCCCGUAAGUUUUCAAAUUUGGAGAGAGACUGGUACGACAGGAGUCUAUGAAUUAAUUGGACAACACCUCGAUACACCAGCAUCUACCGGUACGACGAACACGGCAACAUUUGCAUCGACCAAUCGAAUCCCCGUCGAACCGGGCGAUAUCAUCGGCUGGUAUUCUUCAGCUGCUUCCGUGGUUAGUUAUAAAGAUAACGGAGCAGCAGGUCCCGACCAUCGUACGUCUACUACAGUUGGUGCUCUGGCAGUCGGGAAUACCCACGACUGGAACGGCAACGCCCUGGUGAAAGGCAAACGGUUUGGAUUCCAUGCAAAGAUACAGCCAGGUUCUACCCCGACAAUAACUAACCUGCCUACGUCGACCUCGAUCAGCGACACCACGUCCACUGGUUUCCUGGUGUUUACGCUGACCGUGUAUGAUGAUGACGGCGACACAGUGACCACCACUAUGACGUCAGUGUCCACUGAGUUCGCAUUUGACACUACAACACUUGAAGUAACAGCACUUAUCAGUACAAUUGCUGCCGGAUCAUACCCUCUGACGUUCCAAGUACAGGAUCCCUGUGGUAAAACUAGUACGGGUACACUGACAAUAACAGUGAAUAAUUCGCCCCUGUACAUCAACAGUCUGCCGAGCUAUACUGUGGUCAGUCAGGACCUUACUGCCCUUACACUGCACCACAGCCUGGCUAUAUCUGACGCCUCCCCGACCGACAGUAUUGCCAGCUGUACCUUGGCUGCGGCCCCUAAAUUCUCUACCAGUAUUGUGUCAGGAACAACACAUGGAAUAUACUCUAUUGCCAAUCCUACGUUUAACUAUGUAACAACAAAAAAGUACCAGUUUGACACCACUUGUACGGACUCCUAUGGCUCCUCAGACAGCGGAACUUUCUACGUGUAUGUUACUGCCAACACCUCUCCAACACUAACGAACCUGCCAGCUACAACAACUAUCCCAAGUACCACACUUACUGGAACCAGUCUGUUUACCGUAACAGCCUCCGACAUCGACGUCACAGACACCGUUACGUUCAACAGCCUCACGUGCUCUACAGGGACCUGUCCAUUUACGAUAAACACAGGGACGGGUGAAAUUCAGACAAAUACUAAUCUAGCCACACUGACCAGAGUCGGAUAUGACGUGUAUGUCACUAUAACUGAUGGUACAAAUACAGUAGGACCACGAACGCUGACCGUCAUGAUAUCCGGUAUCAAUACUGCCCCCGUCAUACAGAAUACUCCACUCACAUUCACGAUGCCGUUAUUGGAGAACAGUGCGUUAAGCGCCUCUCUGUAUAAGAUCACUGCUGCUGAUCCGGAUCCAGACACGCUUACAUACAGUGUUGUCUACACGCCUGCUGCUGAAGGAGCUACCGUUUUUUCGUUUGAUACUUCUACUGGCUUGCUAUCCACGUCGUCGUCCACCAUUGUAGACUACGAGAGUUUGACGAGUAAAAGUUUUACUGUGGAUGUGACAGUGACUGAUGGCACAGAUACAGACACUUACUCCACGUUCACUGUUAACGUCAUAGAAGUUAACGAAGCUCCAGUAUUUGGGAGUACGAUCUACUAUGUCAGCGGAAAUGAAGGAAAUGCUGGGGAGAGCUUUAGUAGCCCAGGAUUUGUGGUGACUGAUCCGGAUGUCAGCGCCAGUCAAUCCUACACUGUCGACUGUCCCGCCAUUGCAAUGGAUUCCACUACAGGCGCGGUGACCUUGAGUGGAACGUACGACCUUGACGUUGUCGGUACGGCGUCAGUUUUGACCUGUAUUGCCACUGUAUCGGACGGCGAGCUGACUGAUACGACACAACUCAUAGUCACAAUUAAUGACGUCAACGACCAUAUUCCGUCGUUCGCCCAUGCAUCAUAUACAUUAUACACGACCAUUUACGGUAACGUUGGCGAUACGAUUGGGAGUAUAGCGGCUACGGACGGGGACCUGGGUAUUAAUGGGGCGAUUAGCUAUACGCUGGACCAAACCUCCCUCAACGAAUCGUACUUCGGGGUAACCGGGACAGGGAACCUAUACAUUAACAGAUUUCUUACGUCAUUUGGAGAUGGGACAUAUUUUUCAUUUUCUGCCAAUGUGACCGACUACGGUGGCCUGACAGAUACCGCCGAUAUAAAUGUCGUUGUAUAUGCAACCACCACUGUACCAACCACGUCCACGACGGAGAGGUACGCCACUUUCUUCGAGUAUCCCCCUAACAUUGCCUGGUUCACCGUGUUCUGUAUGACCGCGGUCACCGCCACAGCUGCGUUUUCUUACCUGGCUUAUGCGCACGGAUUCCUCAGACAGCUAACAUGUGAAGAUCUAAAGUCUGUGUUUAGAGUCAAGAAAAAGCGGUAA